AACGCUAUUAGCGCGCACCAGCGCUAACUAGCUAGCCAUUUCACAUCGGUUACACUUAGUGAUGUGAUAUUUGACUAACGGUAUGUAAAAAUGGAUGUACUUAUUUUGAUAGGUUCACCCCUUUGCCCACGAAGCAGCCAAUCUUUUGGAGCCGGUUUUGGUCAAAAAGCUGUGUUUGCGCCAGCCGAAAAUAAAGCCCUGAAUGUGUAGCUAACUUAAUACAGUACCGCAUUUCAAAGAACAGCGCGCUGCCAUCAUACCCGUUUCAUUUAACCACACCCUUUGAGCUAUGACCCACGCCAAUAAGAUCCUUUCUCUUCAAUGUAAACGGAAGUGAACACUGACGGAGUACAAGUUCCACUUCAACGUUUUUAUUUUUGUUAUUUAGACAUUCAUCAACACCAUGUAACUCAAAAUAUUACUAAUUUAACUGCACGGCAUAACAUACUUACCCCCCAGGUGGUGUUUAAUUCACGUUGGAGACAGGACUUAAUAUAUGUUAUCUAGUUAACGCUAGCAAGGAGCUAACAAUGGCUAACUGUAUGGUUUAUCACACUCAAAUAGCCUCCAUCAUGGAGGUGCUAGCGAAUGCAGCCGUGGCGGAGAUCUGUAAACUCGUAGACGAUGACUAUGCAGUGAUCCGUUUGGAAAUGUCUCAAAGCCAGAAAGAAAACAGGGCAAUGCGGAGGAAACUACAGCUACUGGAACUGAAGAUGGCACGGGAGCGCGCAGAGCGCGUCCUCGCCAGUCGUCCCAGUAGUGUCAAGAUCCUCGACCGAUACAGAGGAAUGGCAAAAGGUGAAGGACAUCUCACUGGAGGCCACAGGGGCUUGGCGAAGCCAGCGGGACACAAUACAUGGAGAGAUGACCAACCAAUCACUGUUGAUGAGGGGAGUGGAACCUCAACCCAGCAUAUUAUUGUGAUAGAGUCUGCAGAUGCAGAGGCUGUAGGUCCUGGGGUCAAGCAGGAGAGGUCCGAAGGAAAGGAGCUACAACACAGCAGAGACAUCCAGACUGGAGCAGCGGCUGGAGUAGCAUCCCCUGUAGCCACGGAGGACUCUACCACCGCCCCAGCGCAGCCCAGGACGCGACGCAGCAUCACGGAGGAGGAGGAGGGUCCAGAGGUGCUGCUGGUGAAGGAGGAGGGUUGUGAGGAGGGUCUGGGGAACCCCGAGGGGACCAUGGUCAUGGAGGACAACCAGACUACUCCUACUCCUGGACCGACAGAGGAGCCAGCUGAGCAGUACAGGACCACACACAGUCUCACUGAGUCAGUAGACAUGGAGGAUGGGAAGCCUGAUCUGCUGCUGGUCAAAGAGGAGACAGUAGAAGAUGGACCAGAGAGCAUUAACCUGCUGAGUGGACUAAAGAUGGGGGAGCAAGGUGGUUGGCUGGAAGCUAACAGAGGAGACUGGGUGACCAUCUUGGAUUCCCAGACCCAGACUGGUGCAGCCAAGGGCCCGGGGGAUGACAUCACUGAGCAGGCCAGGACCAGAGGUGACAUAGUGGAGUCUGCAGUCCAUGAAGACCUGCUGAUAUCCGGUGUUGCUGACGGGAGAGACUGGACCUCUGAAGCACCUGGUCACAAACCCUGGCCACGGAUCAGAACCCUGGACCAGGAGCCAUUUCUCUUCCUUCCCAAGUCAGGACCAGGACCGAACCACGAAGGACCGAGACUCCACCACCACCACACCGAACACAACCAGUGGACAGGUGGACUGAACAACCUCAGUCCUGGUGGUCAUCAGAGAGACAUAGGCUCCAGUCAGGAAUCCAGUCUGCAGCCCAGACCCUUCUCUUCACAGUCUCAGUGCAGGGAUGAAGCAGGGCCUGGGGCUGAUAGAGAUAGACCCUCCUGUUCCUAUGAUACAAACACCACAGUAUCCAUGAUGAACAGAGCAGGUCACCCUGGGCUUCAGCCUUCACAGAGAGUGGUGGGAGACCCCCCUGGUGGUAGUCUAUCAGCAAGUGUGUCUUCUCCUUCAGGGUCUUGUCUAAUGCCUGGUGACUGGGUUCAUAGAAAGCUUGGACCUGGGUCUAGCCUUCCUCAGUUACCUCAUGGUUACCCCACCAAUACAGACAGGGUCAGAAUGGGUGUUCAUCACAAGAGGUACCUAGCCUAUAACACAGCACACAAUCCCAACAACACCCAAACAAUGACUAGAGGUCAAGGUAGGAGCUCAAAGACCAACCACCUGGGGGUGGUGGCUCCUGCUUCUACCUCUGGUGUCAUUGGGUCACAAUGUGGUAGGCCGAGUGUUAGGACAGACGCUGACAAGCCGUAUGCCUGUCCCACGUGUGGGAAGCGUUUUGCUAAGGUGAACUAUGUGAAGCAGCACCAGACUGUUCACACCAAGGAGAGGCCCUUCAUGUGUAAGCUGUGUUACAAGAGGUUUUCCUUCCUUAGUAACCUCAUCAGACAUAGGAGUGUCCACAAUGGGGAGAAAUCAUAGUAGUGUGGCUUGAGAUGUAGGCUAUAUAGGGGAUGUCUGGGACCUAUUCUUUAGCUGAAAUAUUCCAGUUAUCAUGUGAAGUGUCCUGGGUACGCUCACACGAUACAUACUUGUUUGGUGUGUUGACAUAGUAAAUAAAGCUGUAACACUAUCAGUUCGUACUAUCAGUUCGUACGUAAACUCACUAUGGCUAUCUACUCCGAUUUAAUGACUGGUGUCAGUAAACAUAAAAAAAAACGUCAUUAAAUUGUUGCCAGCAGCACAGUUACAGUCACCAACGCUUCAGAUAACAUGAAAACAGCCUAAUCAGCUCUGCUAUUGCAAAUAAAAUGGUCAGAGUGAGGUGUUAUCUUAUUUGUUUCUGGAAGUAGCUAGCAAGCUAGCCAACUUCAGCCACUGCCGUUGUGAAGUCAGACGCACGGAUCAACGUGUCCCAGUGUGCGAGCAGAAUUGAGGAACGGACAAUUUGCCAAUGCUCUGAGUUUACGUACGAACACACCCUAUAUUCACCCUCUGAAUUUAGUUUUGUCUAAAUUCUAUUCAUAACAAAUAUAAUGUCCCUCGUUUUUAUAACACGCCUAGUCUGUGUACCAGUCUUUUUAGCUAACUUUUCACUCCAUGUCAUUGCCAAAGAGACUGGCCUUUCUGACGUUUCAACAAAUCAGGAUCAAGUCCUCUGUUAUUAACCUCCAGAUCAUUGUAGAAUUUUCAUAUUUGAAAAUGGCAGGAGUUUGGCCUUUCUGCAAUCUCAACGUUCAAUAAUAUGCAGUUGGAUUUACAGCGGAGUUGCUCAUUGGUUGUUGGAAAUAAAAUUAAUAUUUCCCACGACAUGUGGAGCCUCAAAUAGAAAUAUAACGUCAAAAUCUAAAAUGUUGCUGUUCGCUAUGCAAUAGGCUUUGUGGCUGGAAUUACAGUAUGUAUUUAGUUUGAGAGUUUAGAUUUGAGCUAACAAUUUAGCAGACUGGUUACUUCUGGACAAACAAAUAACGAUUGCUUAGCAACCGGAUACCAGCGUGUUCUGUGGGGGUAAAAAGCGACAGUUCCAAUAUUUAGAUAAUAUUUGUGAUUGGAGGAAAGCUGUGAGGGUUAUCUAAUCAGGAUCCACUCAUCUGUUAACCUCCAGCUCAUGAUAGAAUGUUCAUUUUUGAAAAUGGCAGGAGUGGAAUGUUAGUUAAAGAGACUGGUACUCAGGCUAUAACACCCCCGCCAAAAACAUGAUUUGAUAUAGUCAGGUGGUACCUGUUCCUUUAUGUGCUAUAAUUAGGUGAUCAAAUCUGUUAAUAAAUGAGAAUUCAUGUUG
Oncorhynchus nerka (sockeye salmon) is the source of this 3753-nucleotide messenger RNA. RefSeq lists its product as uncharacterized. Gene Ontology annotation, biological process: regulation of gene expression. The record is from RefSeq and is a predicted model, not a curated record. The coding region runs from base 531 to 2453 and encodes 640 amino acids. Gene Ontology annotation, cellular component: nucleus. The transcript is spliced from 7 exons. Lineage: Eukaryota; Metazoa; Chordata; Actinopteri; Salmoniformes; Salmonidae.